CCUUAUCAGGAAGUGGCGGGCGGAGCUCAGCGCCGAGUCGCCGCCUCGCCCGUGUUCCCGCGGCCGCCCGUGCCGAGACCCCGACCUGGAGGGGCAGCGUUGGGCGUGCGUGCGCGCAGGUGGGGGCGCUGACCGCGAGCAGGGACCGGCGGCUACGAGGGCGGCGGGGGGCGGCUGCGGGUCGCGUGGGGCGGCCCUUCUCGCGCAGCAUUAUGGAUCCAAGCCUGUUGAGAGAACGGGAGCUGUUCAAAAAACGAGCUCUUUCCACUCCUGUAGUAGAAAAACGUUUACUGUCUUCUGAGUCCUCUUCAUCAUCAUCAAAAAAGAAGAAAGCCAAGCUAGAACAUGGAGGAUCAUCAGGCUCUAAACAAAUUUCUGAUCAUAGCAAUGGAUCAUUUAACUUGAAAGCUCUAUCAGGAAGCUCUGGAUAUAAGUUUGGUGUUCUUGCUAAGAUUGUGAAUUACAUGAAGACACGGCAUCAACGAGGAGACACACAUCCUUUAACUUUAGAAGAAAUUUUGGAUGAAACACAACAUUUAGAUAUUGGACUCAAGCAGAAACAAUGGCUAAUGACUGAGGCAUUAGUCAAUAAUCCCAAAAUUGAAGUAAUAGAGGGGAAGUAUGCCUUCAAGCCCAAGUACAACUUGAAAGAUAAGAAGGCCCUGCUUAGACUGUUAGAUCAGCAUGACCAGCGAGGCUUAGGAGGAAUUCUUUUAGAAGAUAUAGAGGAAGGACUGCCCAAUUCCCAGAAAGCUGUCAAGGCUUUAGGGGACCAGAUACUGUUUGUAAAUCGUCCUGAUAAAAAGAAGAUUCUUUUCUUCAAUGAUAAGAGCUGUCAGUUUUCUGUGGAUGAAGAGUUUCAGAAACUGUGGAGGAGUGUCGCCGUGGAUUCAAUGGAUGAGGAGAAAAUUGAAGAAUAUCUGAAGCGACAGGGUAUUUCUUCCAUGCAAGAAUCCGGACCAAAGAAAGUGGCUCCUAUUCAGAGAAGGAAAAAGCCUGCUUCACAGAAAAAGCGACGGUUUAAGACCCAUAAUGAACACUUGGCUGGCGUGCUGAAGGACUACUCUGACAUUGCUCCUGGCAAAUAGGGAGUAGUUGUCCGUGAGCAAAGAAUCACAAAUAACAAAGUCAAGAUCUUUCUCAUUGAUGCCGGGCUCUGAAGACUGACUGUCUUCCCAGUCUGCUUCUCAGGACUGAGGAGAGGGGCAGCUCAGUUGACAGAAUACAUGCAGAUUACCAAACUCAAAGCUUAUUUUAGCUGAAUAGGCCAAUGAGAUACGUAAAUAUUCUCUGUUAACCUUCUGUUACUUUGGCCAGGAGGAAAGGCGCUUGGCAUGCCAUGCAGGUGUCUUUGCUGUUUGUCUCUACUUCUAAGUGGUUCCUGGUUCCAUUUUUCCUCUUUUAUUACUUUAGAGCAAGUUUUCAGAUAGUCUUGGAUGCGUGUUUGUUUAUUCUGAAAGAACAUAUUUAUAAUAAAAGUCAUUGUAGAAGGA
Manis pentadactyla (Chinese pangolin) is the source of this 1493-nucleotide messenger RNA. RefSeq names its product general transcription factor IIE subunit 2 (gene GTF2E2). NCBI's taxonomy places the organism in Eukaryota, Metazoa, Chordata, Mammalia, Pholidota, Manidae. The record is from RefSeq and is a predicted model, not a curated record. The coding region runs from base 213 to 1088 and encodes 291 amino acids. The transcript is spliced from 8 exons. Gene Ontology annotation, cellular component: transcription factor TFIIE complex. Gene Ontology annotation, biological process: transcription initiation at RNA polymerase II promoter.